AUGUCCCCGCGGGUGGAGGGCCUGAAAUGUGCCCUGUUGAUUUUGGAUCUUUUGGGUUCUUUGGGGGAGGAGUUGGAUUUGACUCUCCAGGCCCUGAGCUUCCUGGGACAGGUGCUGGAGGAGCUGAAGAUUGCGCGGGAGCCGGAAGCUCUGUGGACGGCACAGGGUUUGAGUCCGUUGGUUCUGAAGCGGGAGCGGUCUCUGGAGGCGAUUGAUGGGCCCAACCAUCAGUGUUGCCGGGAGUCGCAGUGGUAG
Messenger RNA from Aspergillus candidus, 255 nucleotides. RefSeq lists its product as uncharacterized. The record is from RefSeq and is a predicted model, not a curated record. Lineage: Eukaryota; Fungi; Ascomycota; Eurotiomycetes; Eurotiales; Aspergillaceae. The coding region runs from base 1 to 255 and encodes 84 amino acids. The transcript is spliced from 2 exons.